AUGGACUCCCCAUUGACUCAGCAGUCGAGGCCAGAUUCAUUCGAGCCAAAGAUUGUCCAGCUGUAUCUCCACUUGUUCGGUGCGCUGUCCGACGAAGAUGCGGAUGAUGGUGUACCGUCAGAGGGCUUCUGGAGGGAGUUCUUCCUUCUUAAGCCUGACAAGCAGAGGCUAUAUGACAUCCUUGAGCCAAUGACCGCUUUCGACCUGCUCCAUAUACAAGCUCAGACGCAAUCCUUCUUCAAGCGGGCCGUUUUAGAGUCAGGGUCGGGGUCUUUUCCUCGGAAUGAUCACGCUCUCGAGAACUUGACGGCUUUUCUGUGUGCGGUAUUCACCAAAAAGUACACCAACCCGAAUACCGAUGUGAUCGAAGUGCUAGCUGGCCUCGAUGCCAUUGACAAGUUGAUGUCCGAUCUGGUCCAGACGCUCGAAACGAUCGUCCGACUGGAAGCUCAGGAGGCUGUCCGCACGAGAGCUUUGUAUGCAGUGCUUGCGCUAGUAUCUGGGGGCUUCCACACCAGUCUCGCCUCCUAUUUCAUGCACAGGGACCUGUUCUCUGCGCUGAUAAAGUAUGUCCAUGAUGUCCACGACGACCCGGCUCAUGGCCUCCAUGCUUUUGUAGUGAUUGGCAUCCUGUCCAGUUACAAUAAAUUCGAGUCGCAAAAUGUGUAUCACCACCGACUGCAGGACUUUGUCAACGAGGACACGAUUCGUCUCCUGGUCCGCAAGUUGGCGGAGGCGUCUGCGGCCCUCCGAGAUCAGUAUGUUGCUGUUCAGGAUGACUAUCCUGCACGAUGGAGUUUCAGCAGCACAUUGGCUAUGGUAGGACUCCGGAGCCUGUCAGCUGAUGCUAAAAAGCCAUUGCCGCCUUCGGAUGAGGAUGCAAAACGUUUGUUUGCCUCUUUACCCGACGAAAAUGCAGCUUGCCUUUUGUCUCUGUAUUCGUUCGUCCAAGCGAACAGACUGUUUGCUGCCAACCUAUUGAAUCUGCCCCCGGAAAAGGAUAAAGAGGCCCCCUUUUCUGUCUUCUUAUCGUCAACUUCAUACAUUUCACACAAUGCAUACCGUGGGCCACGGCCAGCAACAUAUGCCACGCUCAGUCUUUUGUCGAUCAGGAUCAUGGUGGAGGACUCGGUUCUGGCCAAACGGAUAUGCUCGGCAGACUCAAAGAUGAUUAUCCGACUGUGCCGUCAAAGACCUCCACAUCUGCCCUCGGUCACAUCCCCAAGAGUACCGGCGACAGCAAUAUUGGACAUCUGCACAGAUACGCUCAGUCACAAUCUUCGAAAGAGACUAGAUGUUCACCUGUAUGGGCUUGCUCUGGGCAUCAUGCUGAGAAUAGUCACCUACCUUGAACAAAGCAAAUCUCGCCUACACCAUCAUUGGGCAUACAUAUGGGGCUCACUCCUCUCUCUGAUGAAGUUCCUGACACAGUAUGCAGAUGACCUCAAGCACCUUAGAGGCAUCAGAGAGGACCUGUGCAGCACCCUGGCAACUUUGGCGGCCUUUUGUCUGUCCAAGGGCGAUGCAUUCUUACCGGACCCGGCAAGCUAUGAUGAUCUCUUUUACAAGCUCAUCGAGGCGAAUGAUGUGCUCCCCCGGUUCAAGCAGGCCUACACUGACCCCUCGCCACGGUUCGAUACGAUGAAUAGGUCGAUCGAUGCAUUGAUCAGCGUGUCCACACACUACCACGAUCUCCUCAAGGCCCAACAUGGAAAGAAGACACACCAGUCCCCGGCUGCUGUUCAAAAAGUGAUCAGGGAUGGAUAUGAGACACUAAGCUUAGAGACCGAUGAAGACUUCGGACACUGGGACCGGUGGCGUGAAAGCAACUGGAAGGCAGAGUUGAAGAGAAUGAUUAGAAUUGUGGUUGAGGACGCUAGGGCUCUAUCACUCAAAGGAUGA
This is a messenger RNA of Capronia coronata CBS 617.96, 1902 nucleotides long. RefSeq lists its product as uncharacterized. The coding region runs from base 1 to 1902 and encodes 633 amino acids. The transcript is spliced from 4 exons. Gene Ontology annotation, cellular component: cytosol. Lineage: Eukaryota; Fungi; Ascomycota; Eurotiomycetes; Chaetothyriales; Herpotrichiellaceae. The record is from RefSeq and is a predicted model, not a curated record. Gene Ontology annotation, biological process: regulation of Golgi organization.